Molecule: messenger RNA, 2331 nt
Organism: Durio zibethinus
Lineage: Eukaryota; Viridiplantae; Streptophyta; Magnoliopsida; Malvales; Malvaceae
Source: RefSeq, a predicted model, not a curated record
GUGGUCAUGCAUUCGCUGAGUACAAAGUUUUGAACUUGAAUUUGACGUUAUUUUUAUAGAAAUUUCCAAAUUUGUUAUAUUUUCUUCCAAUUUUGAUGCAAGAUCAACUGUUUAGAAGAAAUUUUUUCUGGGUUUUUUUUUUUUUGAUUCAUGGGAAUUGGAAUUGGGUCAUUGUGUCUUUUGAUGGGCCAUGAGAUGAUAAUUACAGAAGAAUUUUCCUUUUAAUUUUGUUAGAUUUCUGAAUCAUGGUUGGUUACAUGGAAAUAAUGGGCGUGUGAGAAGGAAUGCAUCAUUGCCUGUUUUACUGUCAUAGUGAGUUAUAAUGGCGGGAUUAGAAGAGUUAAGGAAGAAGCUAGCGCCUUUGUUCGAUGCUGAGAAGGGCUUCUCGCCUGGAUCAACACUAGAUCCUUAUGAUUCUUACAUGCUGUCGGAUGGCGGAACUGUCAACUUAUUGAGUAGAUCAUAUGGAGUGUACAACAUCAAUGAGCUUGGUUUGCAAAAAUGCACAUCUUCGCCUGUGGACGAAACAGAUCAAGGUGAAAAGACGUAUCGGUGUGCUUCUCACGAGAUGAGGAUAUUUGGGGCAAUAGGUAGUGGUGCGAGCAGUGUUGUUCAGAGAGCUAUGCAUAUUCCAUCUCAUAGGAUUCUUGCCUUGAAGAAAAUUAAUAUAUUUGAGAAGGAGAAAAGACAACAGCUUUUGACAGAAAUACGAACACUUUGUGAGGCACCUUGUUCCGAGGGUCUUGUGGAAUUCCAUGGAGCUUUCUAUUCCCCUGACUCGGGGCAAAUAAGCAUUGCUUUAGAAUACAUGGAUGGAGGGUCACUGGCAGAUAUCUUAAGAUUGCGGAAAAGUAUACCGGAACCAGUCCUUUCAUCUGUCUUUCGGAAGCUCCUGCAGGGCCUAAGCUACUUGCAUGGAGUUAGGCAUUUGGUUCACAGAGACAUCAAGCCUGCAAAUUUGCUUGUAAAUCUCAAGGGGGAGCCGAAAAUAACAGAUUUCGGCAUAAGUGCUGGCCUAGAUAAUUCAAUGGCAAUGUGUGCUACCUUUGUUGGAACUGUUACAUACAUGUCACCUGAGAGAAUUCGAAAUGAGAGCUAUUCUUAUCCUGCUGAUAUAUGGAGCCUUGGUCUUGCUCUCUUUGAGUGUGGCACUGGAGAUUUUCCAUAUACAGCUAGUGAAGGACCGGUUAAUCUCAUGUUGCAGAUAUUGGACGAUCCAUCACCAUCACCACCAAAACACAAAUUUUCGCCAGAGUUCUGUUCAUUUAUUGAUGUUUGCCUGCAGAAGGAUGCAGAUGCCAGGCCAACAGCUGAGCAGCUUCUUUCGCACCCGUUUAUUAAAAAGCAGGAGCAUGCUAGAGUAGACUUAGCAGCAUUUGUUCGAAGUGUUUUUGAUCCAACUCAAAGGCUGAAAGAUUUGGCUGAUAUGCUGACAAUACACUAUUACUUACUAUUUGAUGGACCUGACGAAACCUGGCAGCAUGCAAGGACCCUAUACAAUGAAGAUUCAACUUUUAGUUUCUCAGGGAAGCAAUUCGUUGGUCCAAAUGAUAUCCAUGCAAUGUUGUCCAAUAUCCGGGGUACAUUGGCAGGUGACUGGCCCCCUGAAAAACUCGUGCAUGUUGUAGAAAAACUUCAAUGCCGUGCUCAUGGUCAGGAUGGAGUUGCGAUCCGUGUCUCAGGAUCCUUCAUCACUGGAAACCAGUUUCUUAUUUGCGGGGAUGGCUUACAAGUAGAGGGCAUGCCUAAUUUUAAGGAUCUUUCUAUUGAUAUUCCUAGUAAGCAAAUGGGCACAUUCAAGGAACAAUUUAUAAUGGAACCUGGAAAUCUCAUUGGUCGCUACUUUAUAGCUAAACAAGAGCUUUACAUUAUCCAAUAGACGAACUAUGAGCAUGGUUUCCUCCAAGCAUAAGACGGCUUGCUCCAAUCAAACUGAUAAGUGCAUGUGGCAUUAUGCAGAUUGGAGGAAACCACAUGUUCUGCUGUUGUAACAUAUACGGUAACAGUCUUGCGAUUGUCAUUGAUGCUAAUUUGCUCACCUAUCAUUCACAAAAUAUGUAGAAUGAAUGAUGAUGAGUUCGAAUCAUUGGAUUUAAAGCGACAAAGAUGGGUAUUUGCAAUUGGUUCCACAGCUUAUCAGGUCAAGAGCUUCACUGACUGAAUAUCAGCUUUGAUGAUGCACUGUUCUCUGUCUGUAUAUGUAAUUUCAUGUGCUAACUGGAAAUAGACACUAGGAGUGUAAUAAAGUCAGAUCAAGUCAAUGUACUGUCAGAUUAUAACUCAACUCAAAUUCGAUCGAAUUUUAUUUUUCAUGCACGAAUUCGAUUCCAU